CUAGACAGACAGCCAGGAAGUGAAAAAUUUCUUGACAGCAAAGGAAUCGUACAGAAGAAAAAAAAAGUCGCAAGUGCAAAAAAGAAGGGAAAAAGUCAAGUGAUGUGAAACGAAAAUCCUGCUCCAGCAGAAGAGCCACACCACAUAUAGUGGUACACGGGUAAAGUAGGCUUUUCUCUCGUGCCUCUCUCUCUGGUGGUGAGCUGUGUGGUUAUGUCAGCUUGUGUAAAUAUCUGAGCUAGUGGUUGUGCCAACGGAGCCUAACACCCGCCUGUUUACGAAUGUAGGCGUUUAUCCAACCAGUGCCAUAUAAUAAAUGCUUAGUGUCGUUGCUGUGUGCGUGGUGUGUUUGUAAACUAACCGCUCUACGACGGUGGCCCCGGAAGAUAAGAAGUGCUUCGCAUAGGGUUCCCUUCAUACGAAGGAAUUCCACGGUGUACAAGAAUAUAAUAAUAAUUAUACACAACUUGUUUCCGAGCAAGUGUCGCUUGCACGGAGCUGCGUGAGGUGCGAUACCUGUUUGUGGUGUGCUAAUUCGCGGUGAGAUCGUCGCGUUUUGGGCUUCCGUGGGAAGUGUGUUUGAUAUAGUAGAGAGAAAAAAAAUCAACUUCCCAGCAAGUGGGCGAAAGUGCGUGUGGCCCAACCAUGGAGAUGGAGCCACGGGUGGCGAUUCUGCAGGAUCUUAAGAUCCAAUCCUUCGACAGUAUCCGCUUCGCCUCGUACCGAACUGCCUGCAAACUCCGAUAUGUUCAAAAAUCCACGAAUCUUCAUCUGGUCGACAUUUGGAACGUGAUCGAAGCAUUCCGAGAGAAUGGUCUGAAUACGCUGGAACCCCAGAACGAGGUUAGCGUGAGCCGGCUGGAGACGCUAGUGUCCUCGCUGUACCACAAUCUAAACAAACGUCUUCCCCCAACGCAACAAGUUCCUGUCGAUUCCAAAGCUAGUCUACUGUUGAAUUGGCUACUGGCAGCCUACGCCGGAGACAAUUCCGGCAAGAUUCGUGUGUUUUCGAUCAAGGUUGCCCUCGCCAUCAUGUGUGCCGGAAAGAUGGUCGACAAGCUUAGAUACAUUUUCUCACAAAUCUCCGACGGUGCCGGUCAGCUGAUCCACUGGAAGCUCGGAGAUUUUCUCCGAGAGGUACUAUCCCUCCCAGCGGCAGUCUUCGAAUCACCUACAUUCCACUACAAGGAAGGUCUGGAAAGUGAAAUCUUUCCCGUGGAGAACAAAAUCACCGUAAAUGAUUUUAUGGCCGCCUUCAUGUCCGAACCGGGUCCGGCCUGUCUGGUGUGGCUCGCACUACUUCACCGAUUGGCCACGGUCGAAACCGUAGUACAUCCAACAAUCUGUUCCGUCUGUCUGAGGGAAAAUUUCACCGGAUUUCGCUACCGGUGUCAACGAUGCCAUGCCUAUCAACUCUGCCAGGAUUGCUUCUGGCAAGGACGGGUAUCGCUAAACCACCAAAACGACCACGAAGUGAAGGAAUACUCCAGCUAUAAAAGUCCUAGCAAACAGAUUGGUCACUCAUUGCGCAAAAGUUUCCGGUGCGUUCCGGAGAAACCUAAUCAAGUGCUGCCACGGUUUCCGGACAUGCCGGAAAAGACGCUGAACUUGUCACACAUCGUGCCACCUUCGCCCCUGCCGUCGCAUAAUGGCUUCAACGAUGGACCGAUGAUCCCCGGAAUGUACGAUCGGAGUAGUACGUUGGAUUCCAGGGGCACCGGGCUAUCGCUGGAUAGUAACGGUACAUCUACGCGAGGAGCAGCCAUCUCGAACGACGAAGAACACAGGCUAAUCGCCCGGUACGCCGCAAGGUUGGCUCAGGAAAGUCGAACGCCCGGCAGCUCCGCACCCGAUCCCGUCCAGAUCGGGCUAGACAGCUCCCGAGCCCAGCGAGAACUGAUCCUGCAGCUCGAGUCGAAAAACAAAGAAAUUAUGCGUGAAAUCCAAAAACUUCGCCGCCAGCAGGAAGCCGAACAGGUGGCACCCGAGAGUCCGGCUCUGAUGAGUGAACUGCGCGCCCUGCGGCAACGGAAGGGCGAACUCGAGGGUCACCUGGGUGCGCUGCAGGACUCGCGCCGGCAGCUGAUGGCACAGCUCGAGGGACUGAUGCGGAUGCUGAAGAACCACCAGACGCAGAGUCCCCGCUCCACGCCGAACUCUAGUCCGCGGUCGGGGAAAAGUCCGCCGCUACCGCAGGGUCCCCAAAUGCCGAGCCAAUCUCGAGGACCAUCGCACCAAAAUAUACCACCUCAUAUACAGCAUAGUUUGAUGCAACAACAGCAUCAGCAGCAGCAACAACAACUCAUGCUAAACAGUCAUCACCAACAGGAAGCGUCCAAUGGAAUGGGGCAACCUCACCCGUUGGAUAUGCGAGGCUACGCCCCCAACGGAAACAAUAAUGGAUCAAAUAACCUGGCCAGAGCUCCGGCAGGAGGCUCCGGGCGGAACGAUUUGCACUACGCUGCCGAUUCCGUUUCGUCGGCAAUGUCGUCGCUAGUGCGUGAACUGAAUUCAGAAGGAUCGGACGAAGAGUACGACAUGCAUUACCAUGUCAGACAUCAGCUAGAUUUCGAUGAGAUGCAAAUGGCCAGCCAUGAAUGGAGUGACAAGGACAACGCCCAGUGGCAGGAACAGUUCGCCCAGUGGAGUCUCAACCCGCACAAUCAGUAAACGCGAAACCGAUUUCCAUGCGGUAUAGGAACUAAUUCGCUGUAUAGCUUUGAAAGCGGAAGAAAAAUAAUAAACAAAAUAGUCUAUGAAGGGGUACCCCUUGCCCAAUUUUCCCUAGCGAAUAACUUUUUGAAAUCUUGAAAAAAACAAUUCAUACAUCUAGAAAAUUACUUGCUUAUCAUAUCAUUACCAAAACAAAAAUACAAAUUCAUAACUAAUCGUUAGCGGAUUGCAAGGACAGUUAUUCACGUGCAGAAAUUGGCUCGGAAAGUAUCUGAAAGAACUUUUCGGGGCAAGUUCAUUAUCUUUUAGGUGAAGCAAUGUUUAUUUUUAAAACUGCGUUUGAACCAGUAGUAGUUGUUCGGAUUCGUCCAACUGUAGGACGAAUGAAAUCAAACUGUUCGUUGUGAUCUCUAAGUUAACUGCAAAUAAUUACCUAUGCCUAUUAAAAUCUAGCCUAGAGAAACAAUUCCAUUCCAGUUGUAUAGGGGACGGUGACUUAAGUAUUGUUUGCGUGCUGCUUAGUAUCUCGAAAAAAAGUUUUUUUUAUUGUUUAUCAGGCGAAUGACCUAUAAGGUUAGUGCCAACGUAGAAUAAAAAAUAAAUAUCGUUUAUUGGAUGCUUUUUCUAUACGUAAUAGCAUAUUUAUUUGAAUAAUUUACUUGGGAUUCUUAGUUGCUUCGUUUAGGUUUAUAAAAUCAAAUAAAGAAUUUAUUUUAUGUAGUAGUAUUUGUUUUGUUUUUUUAUUCUUCAUGCAACGCUUAGCAGUUACAAAAGUAGAUUAUGCUCCUUAAACGCACAUAUGUACAAAAUACUUCAGUAAUACAAAUCUCUUAAAUAAGUUAACUUAAUAGAUAAAUAAUGUUUUAACAAAAAUAAUUCCAUCGCUAUAAUUCGUAUACUAAUUUCCUCACCCAUAAAGCGAAACGAUUCUCGUGUGUAAUGCCAGUUUUUAGCGAAAAUUUUAACUCGCUCGUGAAAUUUAUAAUCUAGCCCAAUAAAACGGACACCAGUUUAGAGUUAAAUUCUCUACUUCGUGGAUACCUGACAUGAAUACUCCAGUGGCAGACCGGGCGAAAGUUAUCCCGCUCAGAUAAGAAAUUAGCAAAGAUGUCAUCUUGAACAUGUUAGUUUAUUGGUGCCAUUUUGCCCAUUCAUUUCUUUGUCAAUCUCUUACAUCAAGAGGAUAACAAAUCAAAGCUACUAACGAAAAUCAACGUCCAAAAAUCGAUCCAAGCAAAUCGAGACUAGUGAAGUUCCCAUGAUUGAUGUGUUCGAGAGCGGUUCAACACCUUAACCUUUUAGACAGAAAAUGUUUUUGACUAAACAAAAAUAACAACUAAAUUAAUUAUUCAGAUCAUGUAGAUCGAUUGUUUUUAUUUCUGUCUGAAAUACAGAGAAAUGGUAUUCAACAAAACAAAUAAAACAAAAAUGUAGUCUACUCGAAUAAACAAAUCGAUAGCAUUCGUGAAUGUGUAGGCUAGGGACAACAAUUAACUUGCAAAAAGUAACAGUAGUAGAUCGUUGGCAUACUUAUUGGUUGAAAAUCUCGGACUCAAACGUCAUGAUGAAACAAUAUGAAAUUUAACGCUCAAAUCAGAAAUAGGAGAAAAUAUACGUGCAUUCGUAAAUUUACUUUAUGAACACUGGUAAUUAUUGGCACUGUUAAACAUUUCCAAAAAAAAACAACACGUGGUUUUGGAUUGGACACUUACCUGAAGCCACUGCGAGACUCAAUUAGGGCGUUGAAGGGAAGUACAUAUAAGUAUUUGUGACGAAGCAACAAUGAUACUAGUAUUUGGUCAGGUGCAGUUAGUUGUUAAUAUACAUACUAAACAAACAAAUAUACCGAAAGAGCAUGUAUUCACGACACAGAAAACUCGAUCGAGGGAAUAAAGUAUGAAACAAAUAAAUAAAUUAAAUAACCAAAUCAUAUUGAAA
Messenger RNA from Topomyia yanbarensis, 4611 nucleotides. Its product is annotated as dystrobrevin beta. NCBI's taxonomy places the organism in Eukaryota, Metazoa, Arthropoda, Insecta, Diptera, Culicidae. The coding region runs from base 646 to 2670 and encodes 674 amino acids. The record is from RefSeq and is a predicted model, not a curated record. Gene Ontology annotation, molecular function: zinc ion binding. Gene Ontology annotation, biological process: synaptic signaling. The transcript has 11 exons. Gene Ontology annotation, cellular component: synapse; plasma membrane.